Messenger RNA from Ilex paraguariensis (yerba mate), 1210 nucleotides. The record is from the annotation of a GenBank genome assembly. Lineage: Eukaryota; Viridiplantae; Streptophyta; Magnoliopsida; Aquifoliales; Aquifoliaceae.
GAUGGAAUGGUCCCAGCCCGAAAUUAAAGGUGAUUUGGUGACUUCAAGGGCAGGUCAUGCUGGUGUCACCAUUGAUGAAAACUGGUACAUAGUUGGUGGUGGAGAUAAUAAAAGUGGUGCCACAGAAACUCUCAUGUUAAAUAUGUCUAAGCUUGCCUUGUCAGUCUUGACAAGUGUAAAGGGAAGAGAUCCGUUAGCCAGUGAGGGGCUCAGUGUCUGCUCAGCACUUGUGGAGAGCGAGAAUAUUUUGGUUGCCUUUGGUGGCUACAACGGAAAAUAUAAUAAUGAGGUAUUUGUUAUGAGGCCCAAACCAAGGGACUCUGCACAACCCAAGAUUUUUCAAUCACCAGCUGCCGCAGCAGCAGCAGCUUCUGUUACUGCUGCAUAUGCCCUAACCAAAUCUGAAAAGUUGGAAUUUACCCACCUAGAAGAUUCAAAUCCUAAGUUAGUCCAAGUUAAUAGCUUCCAGCGGGAUCUUUCAGCUGAAAUCAAUGCAAUUAGAGAGGAGAAAAAGGUGUUGGAAUCAUCACUUGCUGAAGUCAAAUCAGAAAAUUCUGAUCUCAUGGCUAAGAUUGAUGAAACUAAGAAUACUUAUGCUGAAUUGUCCAAGGAACUCCAAUCUGUUCAAGGGCAACUGGUAGCUGAGAGAUCAAGAUGUGCUAAACUGGAGGCACAGAUCUCAGAGCUACAGAAGACGCUGGAGUCAAUGCCGUCCAUAGAGCAAGAGGUUCAAUUACUCCGGAGACAGAAAUCUGCAUUGGAACGUGAUAUGGAGCGUGCUGCACCAGUCCAGAGACAAAGUUCUGGUGGCGUUUGGAGGUGGAUAGGUGGAUAGUGGGGAAACUUGCAACCCAUUGAAUUUGCAAGGUCAGUACCUCAAACUUAUAAUGUGUUACCCGGCAAAAGUAAAAUUUUCAGCGGCCGGGACUUUUGUGAAGCAACAGCUGAGUGCAGUCUUGCCCUUCUUUCUUGGUAGAGGGUGUGAAAUUCAUAUUUUUAGUUGCUUUAUACAACCAACUCUUUCUUUUAUACAUAGCUUCCGUGGUGUGUGUAAUAGCAACUAAUCAAUCAUGUAACAUUUGUGACCUUUUUUGUACCAUAAUUCAUUUGAUUUGUUUUUUGGGACUAAAUUUUAUUUAGUUGGUCUUGAAUAACAUUUCUAAACUUAACCACUUGGAUAUAAUCUGGUGUUCUUGUGUCUCAAUGGAAG